Melanotaenia boesemani (Boeseman's rainbowfish) is the source of this 2301-nucleotide messenger RNA. RefSeq names its product glucuronokinase with putative uridyl pyrophosphorylase. The transcript is spliced from 19 exons. The record is from RefSeq and is a predicted model, not a curated record. Gene Ontology annotation, biological process: biosynthetic process. Gene Ontology annotation, molecular function: ATP binding; glucuronokinase activity. Bases 131 to 1726 code for a protein of 531 amino acids. NCBI's taxonomy places the organism in Eukaryota, Metazoa, Chordata, Actinopteri, Atheriniformes, Melanotaeniidae.
GUCUUACCGGAAGUAGAUCCGUUCUCGGGCGUUCGCGUUCAGGUGAGCCAGACGCUGAAAGGACGCUUUUUCUUUUAUUUAUUCGUCUUUUUACAUUUAAAGGCCAGAUCAGGACGGUCAGGUUUCCCCGAUGAUCUGUAUUUUGCUGGUAGCCGGGCACGGCGCCGUUUUAGAGGCGCAAAUUAAGAACGAUGAGACGGGCUUGUACAGCCACCUGACUGGGAUACCAAAGGCGUUACUUCCUGGCAUUGGAGGGAAGAAGAUCCUUGACUUUUGGUGGGAAGCUGUGAACAUGCGACAGCUGUUCACCGAGGUGUACCUGGUCACUAAUGCAGAUAAGUACAAGCACUACGAGCGCUGGGCCACAGCUAAUGACUUCCCAGUGGAAAACGUGGUGAAUGAUGGCAGCACUACGUUGGAGGACCGGCUGGGGGCCGUGGCGGACCUGGAGCUCGCCAUACGAAGCCGCAAACUGCAGGAUGACAUCAUGGUGAUUGCUGGAGACAUGCUGUGUGCAGACCAGAACUUCGACAUAGCUCAAGUCAUUCGCUUCUUCAGGUCAAAGCCUGGAGAGCUGAUGAUUUACUAUGAGCUAGAGGAAGGUGAGAGCAGCAGCUCCAGGGGCAUCGUGGAGGUCUGCCCAGACACCAACAGGAUAACUGGCUUCUUGGAGAAACCUCAGGCUGGGCUAACAGAGUCCCGGCUGGCCAGCGUGGUGUUCUACUGCAUCCAGAAGGAGACGCUGACCCACAUGUCAGACUUCCUCAGCCAUAAGCCGGAAGCCAGAGACCGAACAUUCGGACAAUUCUGGGAGUGGCUCAUCAAUGAGAAGCAGCUGGAUGUGUUUGGUAUGAAGCUUCCUACCGGCUUCCAGCUCAUUGGACAAGUGGGCCUGUCGGACUACACCAAGUGGCUCACUCACUAUUCCACCAAGAAGCAGGACAACCCUGCUAAACCAAUCACGUGCCGUUCUUAUGCUAGGGUGGGAUUGAUGGGAAAUCCCUCAGAUGGCUUCAAUGGGAAAACCAUCGCCAUGAGCAUCUCUAACUUCUGGGCCGAGGUCACUCUGGUGGAGAGCCAGACUUUGGUUUUAGUCCCUCAUCCACUCAACGACCCCACAGAGUUUGGCAGUCUGCAGGAUUUGUUCUGCAUCAGCAGGAAGGAGGGGUAUCUGGGAGGUCUGCGACUGCUGCAGGCCACGUGUAAGAAGUUCUACCAGUUCUGCUCCAAGCAAGGCAUCGCUUUGACAAAGCAGAACUUCACACUGAAGUAUGACACCAACAUUCCUCGGCAAGUGGGUCUUGCUGGAAGCAGUGCCAUCGUUUCCGCUACUCUGAAGUGUCUCAUGAAAUUCUACAACAUCACAGACAAUGAUCUACCUAAACCAAUCCGAGCGAACUUCAUCCUGAACGUGGAGACCGAUGAGCUUUUCAUCACCGCAGGGCUGCAGGACAGAGUGGUGCAGGUCUAUGAAGGAUUAAUCUACAUGGAUUUCAGCAGGAAGCUCAUGGAAGAGCAGGGAUACGGUGACUAUGUUUCCCUGGACAUGAGCGACCUUCCACUGUUUUGGCUGGCCUACCUGAGUGAUCCGAGUGACUCUGGGCGCAUCCACAGCAACAUCAGACAACGCUGGCUCGCUGGUACGCUGAAACACUGGAAUCUGACUGGACUACUGCACCUCCCUUUAUUCUGGAUUGAGAGUCUCUCCUCCGCCGGCUACAGCUGAUCCAGAACUCAGCUGCCCGCCUGUUAACAGGAACCAGACUGUGGGAGGACAUUACUCCAGUUCUGUGCUCCCUUCACUGGCUGCUUCUCUUUGAGUUUACUUUAAAUGUGUAAAUGGUCUGGCUGCUCCCGAUCUGUCUGAGCUUCUGCACCAUCACCGUCCUUGUAGAGCUCUGAGGUCUGAAGAUCUUAUGUGGUUAGUAGCUCCCAGGACUGGACUCAGGACUCGGGAAGACGGAGCUUUUUCCUCAGCAGCCCUGAACUCUGGAACGGUCUCCCUCUUUGUGUGAGGUCUGCCAGAACCUCGAAUGGAUUUAAAUCUCUUUUAAAAACUCAUCUUUUUACAUCCAGAGAGCGCCAUCAUCAGGCCAGGCUUUGUACCAUCUUUUCUCCUUUAUUCUUUAUUUUAGUGAUGUUUUGAUGUAUUGUUAUUUUACCUGUGCUGAACUUUGGGUACCUCUUGGUAUGUGAAGUGCUAUAUGAAUAAAGAUUGAUUUGAUUGGAAGCUGUAACGGCUGUAAAUGCAUGCUUCUCCUCCACUAAGGCUGGAACACAAAGACUCCCAUAAAGAGGGUU